Nipponia nippon (crested ibis) is the source of this 1833-nucleotide messenger RNA. The record is from RefSeq and is a predicted model, not a curated record. NCBI's taxonomy places the organism in Eukaryota, Metazoa, Chordata, Aves, Pelecaniformes, Threskiornithidae.
AUGCAGCCGUGCUACGAGGAGGCCGACCUGUAUCGAGAAAGCCUGCGAGGGCUCGAGGAGCGGUUCGGCUUCCGCGGCGUGACGAGCCUGGUCCUCGGCGCUCAGAACCUCAUGCAGCAGCUGAUGCGGAACGCCACCCACACCUUCCAGCAGCUCUGGCGGCAGCACCGCGGCCGAGCAGCCGGCCGUCGCCAGCUCGCCCAGAUGCUGGGGAGAAUCAAAGAGCGGGUGCUGAAGAAGUUUGACUGCGACAGCGGCUCCCUCCGGAAGCGAUUCGCUCAGGAGUGGCUGGUCCGGAUUUUUCUUCCUUUUCUGCUGAAGCGUUUGGAGUCCGGGUGUAAACUGGAGCUGCCGCGAUACGAGAGCUUCGUCUUCGCCGACUUCGGCGGCAUCGUUAACCUGGAAAACAUUUACGAAGAGACAGUCCUGGCUGCGCUGCUGCCGGCUGUCGGCAGAGGCAUGAUGUCACGGGAGGGCCGCGGCGUCGCCGGCGCCCAACAGGGGAGCUUUUAUGGGCAGGGUGACUCAGGAGCCGGGGCUGCGCCGCCGCUUCCACCCUCCCGAAGGUUCCUGGACGCCGACAACGUCCUGACCAACCCCGACACCCUGGGGCUGCUGAUGGCGGAGAACAAGACGGUGGUGGCGCCCAUGCUGGACUCGCGCGCCGCCUACUCCAACUUCUGGUGCGGGAUGACGGCGCAGGUUCUCCAGGUCUCCUGGGUGCUGGAUUCCCUGGGUGCCAUGUCCCUUGGGUGCUGCGUUCUCUGGGUGCCAGGUCAUCCAGGUUCUCUGGAAGUCCAGAUGUUCAUCUGCAACCGGGAGGUGUACGGGUUCCUGCCGGUGCCGCUGCGCUCCCACAGCACCUUGCGGGACGAGGCCGAGAGCUUCCUGCACGUCCAGCUGGAGAUCAUGGUGAAGAACCCGCCGGCGGAGCCCUCCCCCCACGUCUGGGUCCCCCCCAAGGUCCCCGACAAGAUGGGCUUCGACGAGGUUUUCAUGAUUAACCUGAAGCGGCGGGCGGACCGGCGGGAGCGGAUGCUGCGGACACUGUACGAGCAGGAGAUCGCCUGCAAGCUGGUGGAGGCGGUGGACGGCAAAGCCAUGAACAGCAGCGAGGUGGAGGCGCUGGGCAUCCGGAUGCUGCCGGGGUACAAGGACCCCUACCACGGGCGGCCGCUCACCAAGGGGGAGCUGGGCUGCUUCCUCAGCCACUACCGCGUCUGGCAGGAGAUCGCGGCGAGGGGGCUGGAGAAGUCGGUGGUGUUCGAGGACGACCUGCGCUUCGAGAUCUUCUUCAAGCGGCGCCUGAUGAACCUGAUGCAGGACCUGGAGGCGGAGGGGUUGGCCUGGGACCUGAUUUACAUCGGGAGGAAACGGAUGCAGGUGGAGCGGCCGGAGAAGUCGGUGCCGCGGGUGAGGAACCUGGUGGAAGCGGAUUAUUCCUACUGGACGCUGGGUUACGUCCUCUCGCUGCGCGGCGCCCGGAAGCUGCUGGCGGCCGGGCCGCUGGCCAAGAUGCUGCCCGUCGACGAGUUCCUGCCCGUCAUGUUCGACAAACACCCGCUCGCUGACUACACCAAACACUUCGCCAAGCGGGAUUUGGUGGCCUUUUCGGCGGAGCCGCUGCUGGUGUUUCCCACCCACUACACGGGGGAGGAGGGUUACGUCAGCGACACCGAGACCUCGGUGGUGUGGGACGACGAAGCCACCGUCACCGACUGGGACCGCGCCAAGUCCCAGAAGAUGAAGGAGCAGGAGGAGCUGCGGCGGGAGGCGCAGAAUUCCGACGUGCUCCAGUCCCCCCUCGACAGCGCCGCGCGGGACGAGCUAUGA